This is a messenger RNA of Rosa chinensis, 3598 nucleotides long. RefSeq names its product disease resistance protein RPV1-like. Lineage: Eukaryota; Viridiplantae; Streptophyta; Magnoliopsida; Rosales; Rosaceae. Gene Ontology annotation, biological process: defense response; signal transduction. The record is from RefSeq and is a predicted model, not a curated record. Gene Ontology annotation, molecular function: protein binding; ATP hydrolysis activity; ADP binding. Bases 449 to 3598 code for a protein of 1049 amino acids. The transcript has 5 exons.
AUAUCUCCCACUCAUUCGGCGGUGACUUGACUGAUCCAGUUCUCUUCCCGGAAGAGUCUUCCAUUGCCUUUUCUUCUUUUCUUGGUAGUUUCGCUUCAUCUUACAGGAAAAACUGUGAUCAGUGCACCUACUGAGAGCCUCGUCCUCUUCUGCCCCUUCUUCAUUUCACCAGCAGUCAAACAACAACCGUUCCUGCUUUUUCCACCCGUUCAUACUUCAUACACAUACAAUCUGUUUCUGCUUUUUCCACUUUACCUUUUCUUGGUAGUUUCGUUUCAUCUUACACGCCUUUGACUUCACACUGACGUUGAUCGAAGCUCCCAGGAAACUGUGAUCAAGCAGUGUACCUAUUUUUGAGCUGUGCUCCUUUUCAGUUCUUCUUCCUCUUCCGCUCCUUCUUCAUUCCAUCAGCGAGGUGAGCGUGAAAUCAAACAAAAAGCUAGAUUCAAUGGCCAUCCAAUUGAGUGCUUCUUCCUCAUUCUCUUCUGUCCCUUUUUCCGCCCGUUCAUGCACAUACGAUGUGUUUCUGAGUUUCAGAGGCGAGGAUACGCGCUACAAUUUUACAGGUCAUUUGCACAGAAAUUUGGUUCAAAGGGGGAUCAACACUUUCAUAGAUGAUGAUGAUCUUCCAAGAGGAGAGGAAAUAUCAGAAGCACUUCUCCGAGCCAUUGAAGGAUCAAAGCUCUCUCUCAUUGUGUUCUCUGAAAACUACGCAUCCUCAAAGUGGUGUUUGGAUGAACUGGUUCAUAUCCUUGGAUGUAGAAGAUCAAAGAAACAAAUGGUUUGGCCAAUCUUUUACAAAGUGGAUCCCUCGGACGUAAGACACCAAAGAGGCACAUUUAGUAAGGCACUUGCAGAGCAUGAGCACCGAUUCGAAGAUGACAAGAACAAGGUGUUAAGAUGGAGAGAAGCUCUUUCAGAAGCAGCAAAUUUAUCUGGGUGGCAUUUCCCGGGCGGGCAUGAAUAUGAAUCUAAAUUUAUUGAUAGAAUCAUUAAAGAGAUUUCUGCACAAGUAAUAAAACAUACCCCUUUGAAUGUGGCAAAGUUUCCAGUCGGGAUAGAAUCUCGUGUACAAGACAUGCUUGAACUCUUAGAUGUUGGGGGAAGUGAUAUACUCAUGGUAGGGAUAUGGGGAAGUGGUGGAAUAGGGAAGACAACAAUUGCUAAAGCUGUUUACAAUACAAUUGUCCAUGAGUUUGAAGAUAGUUGCUUUUUGGCAAAUGUUAGAGAACGUUCCGUGCCACAUGAAGGUCUAGUCAACCUACAAAACAUUAUUCUUUCAAAGAUUCUAGGGGGCAAAGAACUGAAAGUAAUCAAUGUUGAUGAAGGAAUCAAUUUGUUGCGUGAAAGGUUGAGAAAUAGAAGGAUUCUGUUAAUUCUUGAUGAUGUGAAUAAAUCGGACCAGUUAGACGCAUUAGCCGGAGCACCUGAUUGGUUUGGUUGUGGCAGCAGAAUUAUCAUAACAACAAGAGAUAAGCGUUUGUUGACUGUUCACAAAGUCAUUCCUAUAUACAAAGCCAGGGAACUAGAUCAUGACAAAGGUUGUGAGCUCUUCAGUUCAAAUGCCUUUGAGAAUAAGAGAAAUUUAGAUGACAAUGAGAAGCUCUUAGUUAGUACUAUUGUUGAAUAUGUUCAGGGCCUUCCGUUAGCCCUGAUAAUUUUGGGUUCACAUCUAUGUGGUAGACCUAUAGAUGACUGGCAAUCUAUGUUAAAUGUUUAUAAAAGAAAUCUUCCCAGAGACAUUCGAGAUAUUCUUAAAGUCAGUUAUGAUGGACUGGAAGAAAUAGUGAAAGAAGUUUUCCUUGACAUUGCUUGUUUCUUCAAAGAUCGGAGUACAAAUGAUGUGAUACAGAUACUAGAAGGUUGUGACCGCAACAACCCCAAGCUUAGUAUUGAAGUUCUUCAAGAAAAGGCGCUCAUAAAUGUUGAUGGAUGUCAUAUUUGCAUGCAUGAUUUGCUAGAAGAGAUGGGGAAAGAUAUAGUUCGGCAAGAGUCUACAAAACUAGGUAAGCGAAGCAGAUUGUGGCAUCACAAGGAUGUGAAGGAGGUUCUAACAGAAAACACGGGAACAAGUAAUAUUGAAGGUAUAAUGAUAAAGAUGCCUACAACAGAUGAGAUACGCUUGAGUCUUGAAUGCUUCAAAGAGAUGAGAAAUCUUAAAAUUUUUAUAAACGUCAAUGGACGGCUUUGUGGAAAUGUUGAUUAUUAUCCGAAUCAGUUGCGGUUACUUGAUUGGCGUGACUGUCCGCUACAAUAUUUGCCCUCCGAUUUUAAUAUGAAGAAUCUGGUUCAACUUAAUAUGCCUUGCAGCCGCAUCUCACGUUUCGGAGAUGGAUUCAAGAGUAUGGAAAAUCUGAAAUCCUUAAAUUUGAGUGGAUGUAAAUUCCUAGCACAAAGCCCAGACCUGUCUGGAAGCCCAAACUUAGAGUUCCUGGAUCUAAGCUAUUGUAAAAGUUUAAAGAAGGUUCACCCUUCGGUUGGAUCCCUCAAAAAGCUUGUUGACCUGAAUCUUUCCUAUUGCUCUAACCUUGUAAGGCUACCAGGAGAAGUCAACUGGAGAUCCCUGCGAUCCAUUAAUCUCGACUACUGCACAAGGCUGGAGAGUUUCCCUGAAAUUGAGGGAGAGAUGAAAUACAUGACAUCCUUGAGUCUAGACCACACUGGCAUUAAAGCAUUGCCUUCAUCCAUUGGAUAUCUAAUUAACCUUGAUAUGUUGGUGUUACAUAAUUGUGGAAACCUCACAGAUCUACCUUGCGGCAUUUAUAAAUUGCAGAAGUUAUGGUGGGUUUCAUUCUCCGAUUGCCCAAAACUCGUAAGAUUCCCAAAUAAGGUGGAGUCAGAAGUGCUUCCAACUUACUCAAAGGUUUCACAUGACAACCGUGACUCUUUAUCGAAAAGACAGAGAAGGAGUGAAGGCAGUUCAUUGGAGCCAGAGCCAGACACUGAAUUCAAUUCGGCGCUUCCUUGGCUACAUCAAUUCCAUGCGAUUGGAUGCAAUUUGUCUAAUAUUGAUUUCCUCGCGUCCCUUGAUUGUGCAUCCACUUUAAUUGAACUUGAUUUAUCAGGAAGCACCAUUGUUAUUCUUCCCGAAUGCAUCAACAAAUUUGUCGACUUGUGGGAACUCAAAUUGAUCGGCUGCAAGAGGCUCGUAGAAAUUCCAGAACUUCCACCAAGGAUUCGCCUGUUGAAUGUGAGGGAUUGCGUAUCAUUGGAAAGAAUUUCAAAGUUGUCAAACAUUUUGGAGCGUAAAGAAUCACAAAUGAUUGAGAAGAUGGUCUUGACUAAUUGCUGGAGACUCUGUCAAAAUUUGGUUGAGAUGGCAAACAAGGAUGAUGAUGAUGAAGUGCACGCUGAUCUCUUCUCUCGACUCCUAUCUUCUCAGCAAUCCAAAUUCACAAUUACAUUUCCAGUUCCAAGAAGCGAGGUUCCAAAGUGGUUCAGCUGUCAAAUGGAUUUCACGGGGCAUCAACGGUUUGAAUUUUAUAUCGAAACACUUGCAAAUUUCAAAUGGGACAACGCAGGAUUGGCUCUCUGUGUUGCUAUUGAUCAAAAACUGAGAGUGGGAUCAUGUGUGGCUGCACUAUGUUCCCUUCCUUGA